Molecule: messenger RNA, 1269 nt
Organism: Saccostrea echinata
Lineage: Eukaryota; Metazoa; Mollusca; Bivalvia; Ostreida; Ostreidae
Product: putative ankyrin repeat protein RF_0381
Exons: 4
Coding region: 66-902 (278 amino acids)
Molecular function (GO): protein binding
Source: RefSeq, a predicted model, not a curated record
UUUGUUUCAUUCAUAAAUGAUUCUCACUUUUCUCAAUCUUUCAUUAUAUUAUACAGGCAUUAGCUAUGAUGGGUAAAGACUUUGAAAACGACACCUCAAAACAGAGACGAUCUGGUGUUCAGUGUCUCGAGCUUGAAAGCAGCUUUUUGGACAUAAAUUCUGAUGCAGAUGACGAUGUUUUUAGUGACGAAGAAGUGGUUUCUAAUCAUUCCAAUGUGGCUGAGCGCUUGGGUAUCCUUCAUGCAAUCUACCAGAAUGACUAUCGAACCUUUGUGGACCUCCUUGACUCUGGAUUUGAUCCUAAUAUGUGUGAUUGUGAUGGUAACCCCCUUUUACACAUCGUUAUUGAGAAUGGAAACAACGAAAUGAUGGACUACUUGCUUCAAGAUGAACAUUGCGAUGUAAAUCGUGAAAAUAAAUUCCAACAGACACCAUUGAUCAUCGCUGUGAUCAUGGAUGAUUACCAUAUGGUUAAAACCUUGGUGAAAGCAGGAGCUGAUGUGAACAAAACAGAUUCAACAGGAAAAACGGCCCUUUUAAUAUCUCUCCAAGAUUCAAGGACGGAUAUCAGCCAGUAUCUGAUUAAACACGGAAGUGACGUCAAUGUGGUGGACCGUUUGGGUCAGAGCGCAUUGUUUAUCAUCAUUGAAAGCAUGGACCUCAAAUGUGUGAAAACUGUGAAGAAAUUGUUAAAAGCAGGAUACGAUCUCCAGAAAGAUACAACGUGGAUGAAAGAAGAGGGUCUUGAUGUCGACAUUGUGAAAAGUGGAAAUUGGGUUUCAAAACUUGCUAGAAAACUUGCAAACAGACUUCAUACAAUGAAAUCGAAUCAACUUUCGUCUGCUACAUCACGCUCAGACUGUUCUUCGAAAAAGCCACGGGUCUUGACGAUUUAUCAAUAAAUCACUGAUAUGAAACUCAUUAUAGAACACAAUAUAAGUGAUUUAUUAGUUAAAGACUGGUGACAAAGAUAUGGAGAUAGAAAGAAUCAUUUGAAUAAACUGCUUCACGGAAAAGAAUCGCCUUUAGAUUUCGAGGAAGACAAUUUUAUUAUAUGCUUCAUUUGUAUGAUAACUACAUGUAUGUCAUACUGUCUUAAGUUGUCAACACCACUGUCUAGUUUAUCACUGAAGUUGUCACGUUAUAUACCUUCGUCCACUUACAUAUCAAACUUUAAGUGCUUUUUUUAUAAAUCAUUUAUACGUUGUGAAAUCCUGUUUUUAUAUUUUUGUAAUGUUUUAUUUUAAUAAUAAAUGGUUAUAAACCUUG